Messenger RNA from Serinus canaria (Common canary), 1513 nucleotides. It is a transcript of the gene ZNF277, whose product is annotated as zinc finger protein 277. The transcript has 12 exons. The coding region runs from base 29 to 1354 and encodes 441 amino acids. The record is from RefSeq and is a predicted model, not a curated record. Lineage: Eukaryota; Metazoa; Chordata; Aves; Passeriformes; Fringillidae.
GGGCGGGCGGAGCGGCGGCGGCGGCGGCAUGGCCGAGCUCCACGGGGCUGCGGGACCGGCGGCACGGGGAGAUACCGAGUGUAUUUUGGAGCCUCUUUCUCUGCCAGAAAGUCCAGGUGGUGUUGAUGCAGUAGAAAGUUCUCCCUAUGUGCCUUGUAUUUUCUGCAAAGAAUGCUAUGUCUUAGCAGAACAAAACCAGCUCCUGAAGCACAUGAUUAUUGAGCACAAGCUCGUCAUAGCAGAUGUGAAACUGGUGGCAGAUUUUAGAAGCUACAUUCUGUACUGGAAGAGGAGGUUUGCAGAGCAGCCUGUCACAGACUUCUGUAGUGUGAUAAGAACAAAUUCAAAAGCUCCAUUAGAGGAACAGGACAAUUAUUUUCUUUUAUGUGAUGUUUUACCAGAAGACCGAUUACUUCGAGAACAGCUUCAGCAAAAGAGACUGAGAGAAAUUCUAGAACAGCAACAACAAGAGAGAUAUGACACAAGUUUUCAUAGUAUGUGUAUGUUCUGUGAUCAAGAAUUCACAGGGAACAGAUCUGUUCUUCUCAAUCAUAUGGCAAGAGAGCAUGCCUUUAACAUUGGGCUGCCAGAUAACAUUGUGAACUGCUAUGAGUUUUUGGCUGUAUUGCAGGGGAAGCUUGACAACUUGCAGUGUUUAUACUGUGAAAAAGUCUUCAGAGACAAAAACACACUUAAAGAUCACAUGAGAAAGAAGCAGCAUCGCAGAAUCAAUGCCAAAAAUAAAGAAUAUGACAAAUUUUAUAUCAUUAAUUACUUGGAAUUUGGAAAGUCCUGGGAGGAAGUGCAGUCAGAGGAUGACCGGGAAUUACUAGAUAACCUGGAAGAAGAUUGGUCUGACUGGGAAGAGCAUCCUGUAUGUGCAGUUUGCCUGUUCUGUGAACAGCAAGCAGACACCACAGAAAAACUGUAUCUUCACAUGCAGAAAUCACAUGGAUUUCACUUUCCUAAAAUAAAGUCAGAGCAUGGUCUGAACUUCUAUCAGCAAGUAAAGCUAGUGAAUUUCAUCAGAAGAGAAAUCCAUCAUUGUCGUUGUUACAACUGCCAGGAGAAAUUUGAAUCCAAAGGAGGAUUGAUAAGUCAUAUGGAAGAGACCAAGCACAUUGCAUUCCUGCCAGCCAGGUCUACAUGGGAUCAACCACAGUAUUAUUUUCCUACCUAUGAAAACGAUAUUCUCCUGUGUACACUGUCAGACAGUGAAGAUGCAAAAGCUGAGGAUCAAAGUGAAGAAGUGCCUGUUGUAGGUGAAGAUAUAUCCAGUCUAAAAGCUCUCAAACAGAGCAGUGUUUUAAACCAGCUUCUGUGGAAAGAGAACAAGAGUCAGGAGAAAUUUUGACCUGGGAGUACAGUGGCUGUCCUUUAGUGCUUUUUCUGCAAGACAAAAAAAAAAAAAGUUAUUUCAAUACUAUUGGAAUACAGUUAAACCCACAAAUGUUAUCAUUAUGGGACAAAUACUAAAAAGUGAAUGCUAAAUAAAAAUUAAGUGUUAACUUUG